Messenger RNA from Gadus morhua (Atlantic cod), 5304 nucleotides. RefSeq names its product fucosyltransferase 9a (gene fut9a). The record is from RefSeq and is a predicted model, not a curated record. Gene Ontology annotation, cellular component: membrane. Lineage: Eukaryota; Metazoa; Chordata; Actinopteri; Gadiformes; Gadidae. Bases 937 to 2019 code for a protein of 360 amino acids. Gene Ontology annotation, molecular function: alpha-(1->3)-fucosyltransferase activity. The transcript has 3 exons.
AACGGCGGUCGGGUGUUUUACAACAAUCACCUCUUGGAAUGGACUAUUCAUGAAGAGGAAAAAAUAAAAAGUCUCGAUGACCCGCUGUCAUUUAUUCAGAUCGUAAUUCAUAAAAUCGGCCAACAACGUUUGGCUUUUUGAUCAUCAGUGUCCAUCACAUGUCAGCCUAUGAAAAGGCGCGUGGCUGACGGCGAAUCUCAGCAUCCUCAUCAUCAUGCUGCGAUGCUACGCUAUGCCUGCAGCAGGCUUGUCGGUAAACAGAGAAAGGUAGCGCAUGGGCAGCCAGUAGGGAAUUAUUCCACAUCACAACCCUGAGCGUUCAUGGCGUCCUCCUCACACACACACAAAUGAUGCAUUUUCUCCCCAGGAGGGAGAGUAGCGGCAUCCGGAUGCUAUUUUGCACUCUUUUGAAACGGGCAAUUAAGAGCCUAUAUGUUUCUGCAUUCGUUGGCAGAGGGUGAGACACGCUGAUGGGUUUCUAAGGUAAAGCUGUUUCUCGGCUUCAAGACGAUGGAUGGGCAUAUCCGAAUCCAUUAUUGCAACAUCGGCGACCGGCGCAGAUGUUCAUUUGAUAUGAAUUCACCCAAUGCGGAAUAUAACGGUGUCUUUGAACAAAACAAGGAUCCAGAGGGGAAAUGAAAAGAAAGGUCUAUUUUGAUUCACGCUUGUCGAGAUGGAGACAUCACUGAGAAUUCCCAUAUGCUCCAGAUCAGGCAAUCUUCGUUAGAUGCCGCAUCAUUGUUCUUCACUACCACAGCAAAGCAUCUCCUCCGCUACCAGCUGUGGCCAAGAGCGCUAUCAUUUUCCUAAGAGCAUUGAAAGAGAAAGGAGUGUGAUCCCAGCGUUGUUCCAAUGUAGAAUUGUUUUCCCUCAGAGCCCUUGAGCAUCCGGUCUCGCUUGGAUUUCCUCACAAAGUCAAAUCCACCAGGACAGAGUAUGACAUCUGCACCUUUCCAUAGGAUUCUACGACCCCUUUUGCUCGGCACAUUUCUACUAGGAUGCUUUGUGACUCUGUUUUUGAUGUACUUUAAACCAUCCACGAGCUGGCUUUCCGGUCCCGUAGAGUCCACAGCAUCCACAGAGCACGGGAAGACCCUCUUCUCCACCAAGAGCGACAAGAACCUGACCAUCGUUCUGGUCUGGCUCUGGCCCUUCGGACAGACGUAUGACCUCACUGUGUGCAGCUCCCUGUUCAACAUCGAGGGCUGCCUCAUCACAGCGGACAGGAACCUCUACAACAAGUCCGAUGGCGUGGUCGUUCACCACAGGGACAUCUGCACGGACAUGUCCAACCUGCCCCCCUUCCAGAGGCCAUCCUUCCAGAAGUGGGUAUGGAUGAACCUGGAGUCCCCCUCUCACUCCUCCCAGAUCCCGGGCAUCGAGAACCUGUUCAACCUCACCCUCAACUACCGACAGGACGCUGACAUUGAAGUGCCUUAUGGAUCCAUCGUGGCGGUGGAGGGAGAGGAGGACUUUGUUCCACCGAGCAAAAGCAAGCUGAUCUGUUGGAUCGUGAGCAACUGGAACCCGGACCACGUGCGGGUUAAGUACUACAACGAGUUGUACAAACACAUCGAGGUUCACGCAUACGGGCAGGCCUUCGGAGAGUACAUCGCCGACCAAGACUACUAUCCCACCAUCGCCAGCUGCAAGUUCUACUUGUCAUUUGAGAACUCAAUUCAUAAGGACUACAUCACUGAGAAACUCUACAACCCACUUUCCGUAGGCACAGUGCCAGUGGUUCUUGGCCCCGCGAGGCAGAACUAUGAAAACUUUGUCCAGGGAGAUGCAUUCAUCCACGUGGAUGACUUCACUUCACCUAAAGAGCUGGCAGACUACCUGCUACUUUUGGAUAAGAACGAGGAGAUGUAUCUCAGGUACUUUGAAUGGCGGCGGCACUUUAAAGUGAAGAAGGCCUAUUUCUGGGCAGAGCACACAUGCCUGGCUUGUGAUUACCUGCGAAGGCAUAAAGAAUACAAGGCGGUGAACAACCUUGACAAAUGGUACUGGGGUGGAUAAGGCUUGCAAGGGGCUAUGCAGUCCCAUUUCCUUAUGCUCUGUUCUCUAGGCCCUUCGUUCCAUCUCCUCAGGGUCCUCACAUUUAAGUGCAGCGACUCCUUUUAUUUCUAUUUGUGCUGUCGUCAAAAUUGGACAUUAUUUCCACACUGUUUGUAGGCUUGCCUUUCUUUGCCUUUUUCUUGAUUCUUAUCUGCUUAAUUUAUGACUUUCAUUAAUUUUUUAAUUGAUCUCAAAACGCAUGCGUUUUUUUGUCAUACUCUUUGAUAUCAUAUUUUGCACUUGAUUUCAGAACAUAUUUGCUGCUAUUUUGUGGCAUGCUUAAUUGCUGUUAUUAUUAUCGUGCAGUGCUUGAUUGGAUGUAUGUACUCGUACAAUCUGGUUAAUGUUUAUGUGGAAAAAUUACAUGACACAAAUUUAAUUUCCAUCAUGUGGUGCAUACUGGAACUCUUAAUUAAUCUGUGAGAGAACAGUGUUAUAUGAACAUGUUAAAAUAUAGCAUAACUAUUUAUUAAACGGAGGGCAUGAUAAGAUAAGACCAGUCUUGUCCGUGAUAUUGACCCAGUCAUUUAUCAAGUCUUUACUGAGCCCCAACGUGGAAGUUUAGUUCAAUUGUGUCAUCACAUGUGAAAUGUACAUAUACAUACUGUGUAAUUUUGAAUCUAUCAAAACAGUUGUCUCUUCCAUAGACUUUUUUUUAUGCUGUUGACGGACUGCAUUUGCAAUGUGAAACCCAGGGGACAGAGGAAUAAUCAAAGAUCUAUUUAAAAACACCAGAUGGGGACACAGUCAUGUAGGUCCACUGACGUGUGUGCAUAUCCCAUGUAAGGCAAGUUUGGAUGGUUUCCACAUGGAGGGUGGGAGGGAAAAAUCCCUCCACAAAAGUUAGGGAGUAGGGUCAAAAGUAUAUGUUGUGUUAUGGAUCAGUGGUGAGAACAAAGACAGGUCAAAGAGUACAAGUUAAACAUCACAAAUCAGGAAUGUUUUGAUUUUGCAGAUCUUGGGGUUGCUUUGUUCAGCCUCUGUAUCCUGAUUGAAAUGUUGUCAUGUUUUUAUUAUGAGUUCAGAUUGUGAUGAGGGGACCAAGGGGGUGUGAACACAAAAAGGCUGUCGUAUCAUGCAGCUGAAAGGCAUCACGAUUGAAUCGGGAUGAAUUAGUAGAAGAUGUGGAAGGUAGAAUACACUGUAUUGAUGGUAUUUGACUAUAAUGGUAAAACAUAAUCAUCAUGCUUUCAGAAGUUGUCGAACAUUCCGGCCCCUUCUAUCGCUGUGUAUUCCAAAUAAUAUUUCAUGUUUUUUUUCUUGAAGUGAAGAUCAGUGUCAGUGAAUUAAUGACGUCAUUCUGUAUUCCUGUUUGCAUCCAUGUUUACAGUCGGGCAUGAGCGCCAACCAACCUGAGCUAUCUUGAAGCUUGACAACACAGUAUCAUAUUAUACGCAGACACACACAACAAGGACCUUUUCAACCUUACCCAAAAGCAUCUAGUCUGCUGAACAAUGCAACAAUGAGCAAGCAACUCUCUAUGGCUGCAAUAUUCCUGCGAGAGCUGUCCGAAACCCUGUCAUGAGUUCUUAUGCAAGAAGAGCCACAAUCAAAGGCUUCUCCGUUAAAGUAGUCAAACUUGUUUCAGGUUCAUGUGGCAGAAAAUGUAACCUUAGUUUGUGAAGAUUUGUUAUGGUCCAGAAGCAUAUAUGUUAAGCAGAUGGACCAUUACUUGCUGAAAAACAAAUAAUACCGCAUUGGUUGAAUCUGGGAAUUGUAAGGCCACAUUAGAAAGGUAGAAAUACUAACAAGAAGACUGUGGCCUUUUAAGGGAGAGCGAAAGAGAAAGAAUGUCUCACCAUAUGGCCAUGUGUGCUGGAUGUACUACAGUGUGCAUGUACAUCAUAGGGAUAUACAUCCAUAAGGAUAUAAAUCAGUAGCUAUAUACAGUUCAUGAAUUAAUGAUGUGAAGAAGAACCUACAUUUGCAUUCGUUCUUUACAUAAUGUGCUUUAGAUUUACAUAUCGACCAGUAGGUUAUUCAACGGUUAUGCAACGAUCAAUUGGAUAUACGAGUGAUAUCACCUUAUAUUGAAUAAAGCAUUUAUGAUAUUGAUACGGUUAUAUUUUCUUCCAUAGGUUAUUUUCAUUUGUAUCAGUAGUAUUUUAUCACUUUCCAAGGGACCAUUAAUGUAAAUUAGGGGGUGACUUGAAAUAUUUUUCUUAUGUAUAAUGGAUGAGGUUCAGAGCUUAAUAACGAAUCCUGUAUAUAAGACAUGUCUAAAGGAAAGUAGCCCACUAACAUAGGUCAUUUCUGUACAUUUAGCAGACUUGGGAACCUCCUACGGUGUUUCCAUUGUAAAAAAAAUUGUUAACAAAUUGUUAAUAAACUAUGUGUUGUAUAUAUUUCUAGUCGUAAAAUCUCUUUCUAACACACAGGUGGCUGAAUGUCUUUUCAAUCUCCCCGGCCAUCAUUUAAGGAUCUGGUGCUUUGAGAGGUUGUAAUAUAUGGCAAAAAGAUAGAAAGGGGGGGGCAUUAGUGCUACACAGACUAAGGUUUUUUGUUUUAGAGGUGGACACUCCUUCAAAUUAGGCUAUUUUACCGCAAAGGAUUAGAGGCAUUGGUUUUGGAUUAGGUCACUAUCCCUUUGCAUGGCCUAACUGCAGUAGUCCUGCUGAAAUGCAGCAAAAAUAUAGCACUUUUAUCAUCCGUGUGAACUGUGUGACUCAUUCUUCUUGUGUCUCAGACGGAGCUAUUCCUAAAUUCAAAAGUUGUCCCUCCAGACAUUGGCAAUCCCAGAGUGUGUUAUGAUCAUAUUGUACAGUCCUUUAACAUGUAUGGAGUACAACGUUUAUUGUUACUGUGAUAACAGUGAUUUAGCAAAGUAACAAGUUUGGUUUUCUCUUUCUAGUCUAUUCUCUUCUGUUAUUUUAUUUUUGAAGACAAAGAAAGAAGUGGUGUCCUCUGGUCCUCUGAUUACAGAGUAGGCCUAUGCAAGUGUGUUUUGUUGCUAGAUGGUCAGGGUCAUAUGAUUGGUAUACGAUAUUGGGUGUUAUCGGUAGAUUUGAUGUUGUAUGACCUGGCAGCUGUGCUGGUAUAGCCUUAAAACACCUAAUGUUUUAUUUAACACAAAAAAACAUCUUAAGCAUUGCCCACAUUUGUUGUCAGGUGACUGAAUUUAUGACUGAAUUGAUGAAGUACAAUUCAUUUUGCCGAAUCAUUGUAUUUUGCCAAAUGUUGUGUUUUAACUAUAAAUGUCUGAUUGUGUCGAAGAAAAAUAAAUAUAUGAUCAAAUCUGCGAAAAAA